Messenger RNA from Arabis nemorensis, 1113 nucleotides. NCBI's taxonomy places the organism in Eukaryota, Viridiplantae, Streptophyta, Magnoliopsida, Brassicales, Brassicaceae. The record is from the annotation of a GenBank genome assembly.
AUGAGGAAGUUGUGUCCGAACAUAGACAAAGACGAUGGGUUGGAGACGGUCUUGGAAGUUCCGAUACCGGAAGAGAUGUUUUCCGGUAUGGGUAACAACAUCGCUAUGAGAUGGCAGAACAUGAUGACAUGGAUGAAAGCUCAAACCUCUGAUAAAUGGUCACAACCAUUAAUCGCUGCUCGUAUCAACGAGCUUCGUUUUCUUCUUUAUCUCGUUGGCUCUCCUCUUAUACCUCUCCAAGUUCAAGUUGGUCACUCUGUUCAUAAACCCGUCAAAGAUUGUUCCAUUCAAGCUUCGACGGCGAAAUACAUAGUGCAACAAUACAUAGCGGCGACGGGAGGACCGGCAGCGUUAAACGCUGUGAAUAGCAUGUGUGUAACCGGACAAGUGAAGAUGACGGCAUCAGAGUUUCAUCAAGGAGAUGAUUCCGGUGCUAAUCUUAAGAGCAAUGACGAGAUGGGUGGUUUCGUUUUGUGGCAAAAAGAUCCAGAUCUUUGGUGUUUGGAGCUUGUUGUCUCUGGUUGUAAAGUUAUAUGUGGAAGCAAUGGUCGGCUUUCAUGGCGACAUUCUUCUAAUCAACAAACUCCGGCGUCUACUGGACCACCGAGACCUCUACGGCGUUUUUUACAGGGUUUAGAUCCACGAUCGACGGCGAAUUUGUUCCUCGAUGCGACGUGUAUCGGAGAGAAGGUAAUCAACAAUGAAGAUUGCUUUAUCUUGAAACUAGAGACGAGUCCGGCAAUUCGAGAAGCGCAGAGCGGUCCUAAUUUUGAGAUUAUUCAUCAUACGAUUUGGGGCUAUUUUAGCCAGAGAUCGGGAUUAUUGAUUCAAUUUGAAGAUUCGAGGCUUUUGAGAAUGAGAACGAAGGAAGACGAUGACGUUUUCUGGGAAACUAGUGCUGAAUCGGUGAUGGAUGAUUACCGAUACGUCGAUAAUGUGAACAUUGCUCACGGUGGAAAAACGUCGGUUAUAGUUUUUCGAUACGGUGAAGCGUCAGCGAAUCAUAGGAGACAAAUGACGGAGAAGUGGCGGAUCGAAGAGGUUGAUUUUAAUGUAUGGGGUCUCUCAGUGGAUCAUUUUCUUCCUCCCGCCAAUUUGCAGAUCGAAAAAUGA